CAUGGCCUAACCCGACCCGACUCAUCGAUUAAGUCACAAGAAGCUUGACUUUAUUUUUCCCCAUUUCUCUCUGAGUAGAAGAAAUCGAGAAAGUGACUGAUCAAAAGAUGGGAAGUCAGGAGAAUGUGAAACACCUCGAGGAAUGCACUGUUUCUAAUGCACUAGGGACAUGGGUAUUCUCAGUCCUAGGAGCAUUGGUUGCAAUCCCAGUUGGCAUCAAACGCAAGUCUCUAGGUCCACUCGUCUUCUUUGGCACAACUGGAACAAUGCUUGACAUCAUCAUUGGUGUGAGUCAAUGCGAGAGAGAACACGCAGAACAUCAAAUGAAGUUACUCCAAGACUCUCAAGAUGCCACAACAAUCACCAACACAGAGACUGAGGAUACUUCUUCCAUGUCCUAAUCUUCUUGCAUUAGUUUCAAUAAGAGUACUAUGAUGUAAUUUUGCGCUGGGAUUUUUACGAGGGAGUGAUUCAGGCCGGCUCGAGAAGGGUAGGGCUCGCAGCUUCGCCGGAAGCGACGAUGUCCCUAUCUCUCUCUGUCACAUCCUAUCCCGUUCAGAAUCUUUGGGAUCGAUGCCAAUUACAAGUAACACUUGUUUCAAGAUAUUGUGAUUAUUCCAUGUGCUUUGAGCAAAACAAAGACGCAAGCUUUUGAUGA
This is a messenger RNA of Camelina sativa (false flax), 658 nucleotides long. RefSeq lists its product as uncharacterized. The record is from RefSeq and is a predicted model, not a curated record. NCBI's taxonomy places the organism in Eukaryota, Viridiplantae, Streptophyta, Magnoliopsida, Brassicales, Brassicaceae.